AUGAAUUCUGUUUAACAUGAUACGAUCAAAGCCAAUUUAGAUUAUGAUGAAUAAACAAUUAAAGAAUUGAAAGCACAUUUUACUGCUAUCAUUGAUGUGGAAAGAAAAAGAUAUAAUGUUUAUAAUGAAUUGUGUAAGACAUUAGAACAAAUGUAAAAGGAGAGAGAAAAGAUUUUCAAACUCAAAGAAAUUUAUAUGGAAUUAAGUAAAGCAUUCUUAAAUGUUAUUUAAAAAUUAAAAAAGGAUGAUGAUCCAUCCGAUUUUGGUUUCUUAAAAUUAGUAGAAAAACGAAUAAUACCUAGUCUUAAUGGUCAUUUAGAACAAAUUAAAUAAGUUAGACAGAAUCUUUAAUAAUACAUUUUAAAAAAUACUUUAGAAAAUGAGUGGAAUGAAAAGAGAGCUAUAGCAAAGUCUAAGAAUGAUGAAAAAUUAUAAAAAAUUGAAAGGACUCAUGACGAAGCAAAAAGAGAUAAACAUUUUGCAACUUCCACAUUAUCUUAAAAUUAUUAGACCUAUGUGAAUGACAAGAAUUCAGAAAUGAAGUCCAUGUUUAAGCAUUUUUUAAAUGGACUAUUGGACAUUUGUGCUACUGGAUUGACUGAAUAUGCUAAAGUAGCCUAAAAAAUUCAUUAUACUUCAGAAAAAAAGGAGACCGAAGAAUUAAUUGCUAAAAUGUUAGGAAACUAGAAACAAAAAAAGUGA
This is a messenger RNA of Paramecium tetraurelia, 702 nucleotides long. RefSeq lists its product as uncharacterized. The record is from RefSeq and is a predicted model, not a curated record. The transcript has a single exon. Lineage: Eukaryota; Ciliophora; Oligohymenophorea; Peniculida; Parameciidae.